Messenger RNA from Cryptomeria japonica (Japanese cedar), 1074 nucleotides. RefSeq names its product replication protein A 70 kDa DNA-binding subunit A-like. Gene Ontology annotation, biological process: DNA replication. Gene Ontology annotation, molecular function: DNA binding. The record is from RefSeq and is a predicted model, not a curated record. The transcript is spliced from 3 exons. Bases 1 to 1074 code for a protein of 357 amino acids. Gene Ontology annotation, cellular component: nucleus. NCBI's taxonomy places the organism in Eukaryota, Viridiplantae, Streptophyta, Pinopsida, Cupressales, Cupressaceae.
AUGUCAGGGACUCCAGCUGCAUUUCAGCACUUGUUUCGUUUUGGUUUUGUUAUGGAUUUGGAAGUGCAACCACAACUACAAUUGACCCCGCAUGCAAUCUUGUGCAUCAAUGCUGGGGAUGAUGUCCCCUCUCCAGUACUUCAGCUUUUGUCUUUUGAAAAAUUGACAGCCGAAGAAGAUGACAGUGCCCGAUAUAGGGUUGUUUUGUCUGAUGCCACGCACAUGCAAUUGGUGAUCCUCCCGCCUAAGUACAGUGAUUUGUUGCUUUCAGAGACAUUAAAGAUAGGCUCUAUCCUAUCACUGACAGCUUAUGCUUGUAGAAAUAUUUGGAACUCGAGGACUAUAGUAAUAUUCAGCCUUGCUGUCAAAUUUACAAAUUCUCCAUUGCUUGGAAAACCUAGAUAUCUGUUUAAAGAGCAAGAACAACAAAUGUUGGGUCGGGACACACCUACCACAACCAAACAUUCCCUUAAAUUUGGAAUACACCUCCCACCUGUGCAGCAUGAAUCUUCUGUUAAUAUCAGCUCGAUUAAAGCCUUGAACCCCUAUCAAAAUAAGUGGACGAUUAAGGGGCGUGUAACAAACAAGAGGAAGAUGCAUCAAUAUAGUACACCAAAGUCCACUGGCCAAGUGUUUAAUUUUGACAUGAUAGAUGAUGAAGGUACUGAAAUUAGAAUAACUUGCUUUGGCGAUGUAGCAGAGAUGCAUUAUCAUGGGGUUGAAGCAGGAACAUAUUAUACUGUAUCAAAAGGUUGCAUUAAAGAAGCUAACACAAAAUGGAACAAGCUUAACAGUCAUCUUGAGAUAACUUUGGACAUCAAUUCAGUAUUGAAGCGUUGUGAUGCUGUUGUUGAUAGUCAAGGAAAUAAUUUGCGAUUCACAUCGAUUAAUGAAAUUACAUACUGCACCAACAACACUUUAGUUGAUGUUAUUGGUAUUGUAGUUGUUGUUGGAGAACCCUCAUUAAUUUGCAGAAAAGAUGGCAGCGAAGUAACAAAGAGAAUUGUCAAAAUAAAUGAUGUCUCAACUUUACUAUCGAUGUUAACUUAUGGGGAGCAACAUGGCAAGGGGUAG